Microcebus murinus (gray mouse lemur) is the source of this 4761-nucleotide messenger RNA. RefSeq names its product KH and NYN domain containing (gene KHNYN). Gene Ontology annotation, molecular function: mRNA binding; RNA endonuclease activity. Lineage: Eukaryota; Metazoa; Chordata; Mammalia; Primates; Cheirogaleidae. The record is from RefSeq and is a predicted model, not a curated record. Gene Ontology annotation, cellular component: cytoplasmic ribonucleoprotein granule; nucleus.
AGGAGCCGGCUGACUCCGCCCCAGGCCAGGAAGUGACUCAAAAACACUUUGAGAUGUGGAGAAGAGAGGUGCCCGUUGGGUGAGGAACCCGGGAAGGCCCGCCCAGAUUCGGGCCCCCUCGCCCUUGUCCCCAGGGGUGGAGGCACGGGCGAAGCGGGGGCCCGGCUGGCACGACAGGGGCCGGCGCGACCCGAGGCCGGCGUGGGCGGCCCAGGCGAGCUGGGGGAAGCAGCCAUGCCUACCUGGGAGGCUGGCUGCCCAUCCCCCGACCGCUUUGCGGUGUCCGCGGAGGCUGAGGACAAGGUGCGUCAACAGCAGCUGCAUGUGGAGCGUAUUUUCCGCGUGGGCAUGAGCAUCCUCCCGAAGGACUGUCUGCAGAACCCUCACAUCUGGCUGCAGCUGGAGGGCCCCAAGGAGAAUGCCAGCAGAGCCAAGGAGUACCUUAAGGGUCUUUGCAGCCCGGAGCUGCAGGAUGAAAUCCACUACCCACCCAAGCUGCACUGCAUCUUCCUGGGAGCCCAGGGCUUCUUCCUUGACUGCCUGACCUGGAGCACAUCAGCCCACCUGGUGCCUGGAGCGCCUGGCUCACUGAUGAUCAGUGGCCUUGCUGAGGCCUUUGUCAUGGCUCAGAGCCGGGUGGAGGGGCUUGUGGAGCGGCUGAGCUGGGACUUGCAGCCGGGGCCAUCCCUGGGAGCCUCUCAGUGUGCUGGGGUGCUGGGAGACUUCUCUGCCCUUCUGCAACCCUGGGGGGAUGCCCACAGAGAGGCCCUGCUGCAGCUGCCCCUGGCUGUCCAGGAGGAGUUGUUGAGUCUGGUGCAGGAGGUGUCCAGGUGUCAGGGGCCACAAACACUUUCCUCUUGGGAAGAGAGGAGCUCAGGCUUGCUGGGUGCUCAGUACCAGGAAGUUAGAACUUCUCCGAGUGAAGGCAGGGAGCCCCUGGACACUGGGUCCAUGGUGUGGGGAGAGUCAAGGGGAGUGAGGGGAGAGAGUUAUGCUGUGGGGAAGGAGGAAGGGAAACAGAGUGGUCCCAGGGAGAUGGAUUUGGGGUGGAAGGAGCUGCCUGGGGAAGAGGCCUGGGAGAGAGAAGUGGCUUUCAGGCCACAGUUAGUACCUAAAGGGGCAAAGGAGGUGGGGCCCCUGAAAGGGAAGGCCCUGGGGAAGGAGGGGGUGUCUCAGGAAAGAGGAGGGGUCUGUGUCCAGGGUGAGCCUCCUGGUGCCCAUGGCCCCUGUCAGAGGGCAGCUCAACUCCGGGGAGCCUCCCUCCUCCAGCGGCUCCACAAUGGGCAAGCCUCACCUCUAAGAGUGCCUAGCCCUCCACCUGCGCCUGAACCCCCAUGGCACUGUGGAGACAGGGGAGACAAGCAACAGUCCAUGGCUCGGGGUCGGGGGUCUCCAUGGAAACGAGGCCCCCGGGGGGGCAACUUGGUGACUGGCACACAGCGUUUCCAGGAGGCCUUACAGGAUCCUUUCACCUUGUGUCUUGCCAAUGUGCCUGGCCAGCCAGACCUCCGCCAUAUUGUCAUUGAUGGCAGCAACGUGGCCAUGGUGCAUGGCCUCCAGCACUACUUCUCCAGCCGGGGCAUUGCCAUUGCUGUGCAGUACUUCUGGGACCGUGGCCACCGUGACAUAACUGUCUUUGUGCCUCAGUGGCGCUUCAGUAAAGAUGCCAGAGUCAGAGAGAGUCACUUCCUACAAAAGCUGUACUCCCUCAGCCUGCUUUCCCUUACCCCUUCACGAGUCAUGGAUGGCAAGAGGAUCUCCUCCUAUGAUGACAGGUUCAUGGUGAAGCUGGCUGAAGAGACCGACGGGAUCAUUGUCUCCAACGACCAGUUCCGGGACCUGGCAGAGGAGUCGGAGAAGUGGAUGGCAAUCAUCAGAGAGCGCCUGCUGCCCUUUACCUUCGUGGGAAACCUCUUCAUGGUCCCUGAUGACCCGCUGGGGCGAAAUGGCCCUACCCUGGAUGAGUUCUUGAAGAAGCCAGCCAGGACACAGGAGUCUUCCAAGGCUCACAGUCCUUCCAGGGGCUUCACAGAACAUGGUAAUCAGCAGCAGGGGAGAGAAGAGGAAAAAGGCAGUGGUGGCAUUCGGAAGAACCGGGAGACAGAGCGGCUCCGGCGCCAGCUGCUGGAGGUGUUUUGGGGUCAGGAUCACAAGGUGGACUUCAUCCUGCAGCGGGAGCCAUACUGCCGGGACAUUAACCAACUGUCCGAGGCCCUGCUCAGUCUCAACUUCUGAGCCUCAUCUGCUUGAGUGGUUGCAGCCCCAUCAGCUCUAGCCUCCCCCAGCUCAGCUUCUUGUGAGAGUCUCUCCGCUGCUCAGACCCUGACCCAGCCUCACUCUGAGUUGGUACUUUGGGUAAGGAAGCACCGAGGAAGAACAUUUGAGUAUGGAGAAUGUUUUUGCCUGGGGCACUUUGGAGACAGGUCCAUAAAGUGACCUGAUCUCACUUGGAGUCAGGACCUCAACCAGCUCUCAAGAGGUUCUACUCAGUCUUAACUUCUCAGCCUUGCCUUAGUAUAGGUUUCUGUAAGUCCUGGGGACUGGGGCUACUGGCUCCACCUCCAAGUGAGUUGGGGUGGAAGCUAGGGUGGCUAGAGGUGGCAGGAAUCUAAGCCUUUUCUCCCCUGAGUGUUGCUCUGGGUGGUCAGAAGACAGGAUGCUCCCUAGGCCUGCCUAGGCUCCUGGGAAUGUGGAGGGAAUGCUAGGCCCUGGCUGGACUAUAGUGUUCCAUGGGCUGGGUCGCAGUGAGCUGGUGAAGAAGGCAGAGGGAGACUUGGCACCUGGUCUCAGCUUUGCUUGCCUGUGACCCUGAUUGAGCUGCUUGGCCUUUAUUUCUGUCUAUAAGCCAGGGGUAAAAAUACUUGUUGGGAGGAGAAAUGAGAACAUGGAGGAAAGCUUGGAGGAAAAGUACUUGGAUCAAGUCUUAGCUGGCUGCCUGUGGCUAUAUAGGCUUCCUAACCCAAACCUCACUUUCAGAGAGAUGUUGGUCCUCUGUUUCCAGGGCCCACACCCUAGGUUUUAACACUGUGUCCUCAGUAUAACAUGCCCUAUAAUGGCUGCAUCCUUUUUGGGCAACCUCCAAAAUCCACAUUUAGAAAAUAGUUAAAUUAGGGGUUACUGUUUGCUUUACCAGAAUACUCUCAGGGUUCCUAUAAAUGGCAGCUCUUCUGUUGCAUUCAAGUGUUUACAGACUAACAAAUGUGUCAGAAAGUCCCUGGUUAGAUGCACUUACUGAAGUGUUGAGAGCAUUCACCAAAUUGAUGAAGUCAUGCUCUGCGAUCGACAAUGUUAAUGUGAUCUGACCCUAAUAUUUUUGCUACAGAAGACAUGCUGCAUGAAGUGAGGCACACUUCUGCUUUGUGCAUGUGUAUAUGGGGAUGGGAGGGCUUAGAGGUUGAACCAAUUGAUUCUAGAUGAACCAAUUCUCUGGAAAAUGAGAACUACAGAAUCAGAGUUGGAAGGCACCUGAUUAGCCACCAGACCAACUCUGCUGUCAUAUCAGAGAUGCUCUCUCCACUCUGAUUCCUAUAGGUCAUUGCCCUGUGUCUGCUUGAAGUCCUGUGCCAAGGAAUUUACUACCUCCAAGGUAGUAUGUUCCCUAUGUGGACAGUAAUAAUCGGGAGUCCUUCCUUUAGUGCAGCCUAAAAUACGCUUUUCUAUCACUUUUAUCUCUGAGGCCAGUCAUUCCCCCAGGAACAACACAGAGCCAGUCAACUUCCUCAAGUCCAAUCUGAUAAAGAAGCAGGACAGGUGCCCCUGGGUUCUGUUCUGUCUGGGCCCUGCAGUGAGUCCCUGGACAAGAUCCUUUUUCUGCCUCCCUCUGAGUGGCACAAGGAGUUGAAUACUGCAUGGGGAGCAGAAUGAUGGGGAGGGUCCCCAGGUCCUAGUGUCUUCCCGCCUUCCCCUUUUGGUGAUUUUACACUAGCCCAUAUUGACCUGGGCUGGAGGCAGGUGUAUUGGAGACAGGCUGGUCAUAGUCCUUGAGAAGAAAGAUCGGUUAAUAUGGCUUGAACUGGGAUUGGGAGAACUACUUCUGGUCAAGUUAUGGCAGAUAUCACAACUUUUGACUUUUUUUUUUCCCUGAUAGUGUUGAGUUUAUAGUUCUUAAUUAGUUCCUUGCCCUUUUUACUUUCAGUGAUGGUAUGGGUGCAGAGGGCAGAGGUAUCUUCUGCCCUUUUGUGCUAAGGGCUCUAGUUUGACUGAAGUCGCUAUGAUCAGAUGAGAGGCAAGUCCUAGGCUUCUUAUAAACAGGGAUGCUGGCUUUAUCCUGCUGCAGCUUGAUAAACUGGGACUACCGUACCACCGUGUGACUGCUUUAUUAAUUCACUGCCACUUGGUGACACAGACUGAAGGCAGACCUAUAGCUGGGUCUCACCUCUUCCCCGGCUGACAUCCUAAUGGCACCCUGUGACACGCAUGCAGGGUAACUACACAACCCAUUAGAAAUGGGUAAUUUUCUCUUGUCUCUUUUAAUUAUUAUGGGUACAUAAUAGUUGUAUGUCUUUAUAGGGUACAUGUGAUGUUUUGAUACAUGCAUAUAAUGUGAAUCUCUUAUCUUUUAAUUGCUAUCUUUAUCAUAACCUCAUGCCCCGAAUUUGUGACCAGCUCUUUUGGCAAUAGAGGGACCAGGAAGGAAGAGGGUGAGGAGAGAUGUUGCCCAUUGUAACUUUCAAAACCCCAUGUAUGGGAAAGAAUCAUUUAGGAUUCCUUGAAAUAAACUUCACGAGAAUCUAGGCCAAAGAGAUGCUCCAAGGCCAGCGA